GUCAUUUCCGGUUGUCGCCACUGGCAGAGGUGAAGGGAAACAAAUACUUUGAGCAGAUUUAACAUUUAAUUCGGGUUUAAUUUCGGAUCUAACGGCGAAAUGUGGAUUUAUUCCACUUAUCCCAUACUAGAAUAUUAACGCGGAGGGACGUACAUCUGAAAUAACAACAAAACAUGACAUAAAAGUGAAGGAACUGGGCGAGUAAACUCGAUUCUUAUUAAGUUGAAUUGAAAUUCAGACUUAAACUCAUUUAUAGGGAAUUAACAGUCAAAUCCACAUUUAAACUUUAAUUAAACCGAGUCAAAUUGAACAUCACAGCAGAUAUUACAAUAUUAAACAUCAACUUUUGAACGCAGUCUCUUAACAGGCAUUAAAAGACCAUAAUAAUAAUCCAGGAGUUAUCAUAAAAUAAGGUAUUAUUACUAAAUAGAUUAUUAAAAGUCCUGUUGUCAUUAUAAAAUCAUAGUUUGCAUUGCAAUGGCAGCUCACAGGGUUUAAAGUGAGAUUAUCAGAGUCCCAUUCACAUAAUACAAAAAUCAGAUUACAUUAAUAUAAUGAAUAAUUGUCUUGUAUUAUAGGGAUUUAGUGAAAUGGCAGUGAGAUAGACUUAAAGUCUCCAUAAGUUUCAUGUGAUGUACUAAGAUUAAUUGGGCAAAAAUCAAAUUAGAAGAGUCCUGUUCACAUUAGACAUUCAGAUUAUAUCAAUAAUCCAGUGGUUUAUAUUAGAGAUUCAUGAUAAAGACUGUUGAAAGUGCAGUUUCCUAUAUGAGGUGCUGAGCUCAAGUGGGUGUUUUUUAAUGGGAGGCGGGUUGAUCUGCUUUGAGAUCAGUGGGCGAAUCUUGCACAGAUGGCGGAGGUACCGGCUCUGGGCCGGUUGGAGUCCCUGGCCCGGUAUGUUCACAAAGCAGCCAGUGAGGGGCGAGUCCUGACACUGGCUGCCCUCCUGCUGAACCACUCCACGGUCCAGACCCGAUACCUGCUGGAGUUUGUGACCCAAGUGGCCGGACAGAGAUCCACACCGCUCAUUAUUGCUGCUCGGAAUGGACACGACAAGGUCGUCCGGCUGCUUUUGGAUCAUUACAAGGUGGACACUGAACAAACGGGGACUGUCAGGUUUGACGGGUAUAUUAUUGAUGGAGCCACGGCUCUUUGGUGUGCAGCAGGCGCUGGGCAUUUCGAGGUGGUUCGCUUGCUGGUCUCGCACAAUGCCAACGUCAACCACACAACGCUCACUAACUCCACCCCUCUCAGGGCUGCGUGCUUCGAUGGCCGCCUGGACAUUGUACAGUACCUUGUAGAGCACGCCGCAGACAUCAGCAUUGCCAAUAAGUACGACAACACUUGUUUGAUGAUAGCGGCCUACAAGGGCCACACGGACGUUGUUUACUUCCUGCUUCAAUGUGGUGCGGAUCCAAACACCAAAGCUCACUGUGGGGCUACCGCGCUGCACUUUGCUGCUGAGGCCGGGCAUCUGGACAUUGUGAAGGAGCUUGUACGAUGCCAAGCAGCUAUGGCGGUUAACGGUCACGGAAUGACGCCCUUAAAGGUGGCAGCAGAGAGCUGUAAAGCAGACAUUGUAGAGUUGCUGCUUUCGCACACAGAUUGUGACGUGGAUAGCCGCAUCGAGGCACUAGAACUGCUUGGUGCAUCCUUUGCCAACGACCGUGAGAAUUAUGACAUUCUUAAGACCUACAACUACUUGUUCCUAGCCAUGCUGGAACGUUAUCGCGAUCCAGAGAGGGUCAUCGCCAAGGAGUUGCCGGCACCUGUUGAGGCAUAUGGAGGACGGGUGGAAUGCCGAACUUUGCGAGAGUUGGAGGCUAUUAGGCACGAUCGCGAUGCGUUACACAUGGAAGGCCUCAUGAUUCGCGAAAGAAUUCUGGGCGCUGAUAACAUUGACGUGUCGCAUCCCAUAAUAUACCGCGGCGCGGUCUACGCCGACAACAUGGAGUUCGAGCAGUGCAUCAAGCUGUGGUUGCACGCCUUGCAUUUGCGUCAACAAGGAAACCGCAACACGCAUAAAGACCUCUUGAGAUUUGCGCAAGUGUUCUCGCAAAUGGUGCACUUAAAGGAGCCGGUCCAGGCGUCGGAUGUGGAACAGGUUUUGUGCGCCAGCGUCCAGGAGAUCCGUCGCAGCAAGGCACGUGUGCAGACCGCCACCGAUGUGGAAUUGCCUGUGGCCACUGACAACUAUGAAUCCAACAUGUUCACCUUCCUCUACCUGGUUUGCAUCUCCACGAAAACGCAAUGCAAUGAACAGGAAAGAGCAUGUAUAAACAAACAGAUCUACGACCUAAUACAACUCGAUCCACGAUCCAGAGAGGGGUCCUCGCUUUUGCACCUAGCGGCGAGCUCUAGUACACCUGUAGACGACUUUCAUACCAACGACGUGUGCAGUUUCCCCAACGCGCAAGUGACGAAGCUGCUAAUAGACUGUGGCGCACAGGUCAACGCAGUUGACCAUGAUGGAAACAGCCCGUUACACCUCAUAGUGCAAUACAACCGUCCAAUCAGUGACUUCCUCACCCUCCACGCCAUCAUUAUUAGCCUUGUAGAAGCCGGCGCUCAUACGGACAUGACCAACAAGCAAAAGAAGACUCCUCUCGAUAAAAGUACAACUGGCGUUUCGGAAAUCCUUCUGAAGACUCAAAUGAAGAUGAGUCUGAAGUGUCUGGCGGCUCGCGCCGUUCAACAACACCAGAUCUUGUAUCGCAACCAGAUCCCUAAAAGUCUAGAAGAGUUUGUUGAAUUUCACUGACAGUUCAUUUUAUUUUUCAUCAAACUGGGUUUUUAUGUUUUGUGAAAUGGUGCUGAUGACUCUUGAACCGAGGUGAGAUGUUUCUUCCUUAUUUAUCAACUCGGCACAAAUUUCGUAAUUGUAGAACAUGCACAUCCUAUUUUAUUUGAUGAUCCAUUUGAGACCUCUGCGUUUUUUUCCAAAGGAACUGCUGAUCCCUGGGAUAUUGACACUUUAGAAUGGAGCUUCAAGUUUGUUUCUUUUUUUACAAAUCAAAGAAGACAUUGAUACUUAUAUAUACAGGCAACAAUAAAGACUCUUUUGAAAUAUUAGAUUCGUCGUUUGGGUUUUGGAAAGCGACAGGAUAGAUUUUAACGUAUGUUGAACUUGGGUUACGACAAACGAACGGCUCUUUUUAACAGCUGCUCUUUUGCCAACUCUUUCGUAUUUUGUUUUCUUAACAUAUUUUAUAAAAGGUUUAUUUAAAACAAAGUCUAAAAUUUAUAUUUUGUAAGGAAUCAAUAGCCGAGUGUUGAUGUCCUGAAGCUAAACUCUUCUGUGCCAGGCGAUUUUAUUUUAAUACUAAAAUGUGCCUGUAACUAGACAUUGGACAUGUAGUAUUGUUGUUGUUAUUAUUAUUGGUUCCAUUUUUUUUUCCUUUAAACAUGAAGACACCGUAAAGCCAAUUAGCGAGUAAUUUUGACUUGCAUAUUAACAAACUCAGUUUGAGUCAUGGGGCCUUAAAUUGAAUGGUGCUUGUGUGUGUGCACGUGCGUGUGCGUAAGCUAGCAUGUCUUGCUGCUUUUAACUGUGUGUGCUUGAAUGCAUGUUUGCAUGGAUGUGUUGGAAUUUGAAUGUCAAGGUUUUUUAAAACCUCUGCAUUUGCACCAUGUUUUAGUCUUUAAUUACUGGAGAUUGCUCAAUGUGUCAUAGUUUUUUAUUUCCAAAUCAAACAAGAUUAAAAACAAAUAUCAAACACGUAUGCCAGAUUCUUUGUGAUU
Messenger RNA from Myxocyprinus asiaticus (Chinese sucker), 3738 nucleotides. RefSeq names its product protein fem-1 homolog B-like. Gene Ontology annotation, molecular function: protein binding. Bases 848 to 2758 code for a protein of 636 amino acids. The record is from RefSeq and is a predicted model, not a curated record. Lineage: Eukaryota; Metazoa; Chordata; Actinopteri; Cypriniformes; Catostomidae. The transcript has 2 exons.